This is a messenger RNA of Paramuricea clavata, 1041 nucleotides long. Lineage: Eukaryota; Metazoa; Cnidaria; Anthozoa; Malacalcyonacea; Plexauridae. The record is from the annotation of a GenBank genome assembly.
AUGGAAUUGAACGCCGCGGUGUUAUCAAAGAGAGGAAGAAAAGUUAUUGAACGAGAAGUGCGGUUCCAGUUCGAGCGAGUAUUACAGAUCGUUGACUCCGAGACCGUCCUCAACAUGAUAAACAAGACAAGCACGCGAUUUAAAGUGUAUGAAGGUGUCAGAUUAGGAGAAAUACAAGCUGCUACCGAUGGCGACAUGAGCUGCUGGACGUGGAUAUCUGGCAAGAAUAACACAGCCGAUUGGUUGACAAGAGGAAGAUCCCCGCAAGAGCUUAAUGAAGAAUCGCAAUGGUGGAACGGUCCUUUGAUUCUUUUUCAACCCAUAGAAGAAUGGUGUCUGAAGCUUGGUUCUCAGAAGGAAGAGUGCCUCCCUGGAGAGAAAAAGAUCCAUAGUGUGUCAACGGCAACCGCCAAUCCUCCUCUACUCAACUACGAAAGAUUCAGUGACAUCAAUCAUGUUAUAUGUGUCAUUGCAAGAAUCUUGGCCAUCCUGCGGAAUAAAUCAUUCAGCGGUGGUAAGACAAUGUCAGUGUCAGCGCAACUGUUGCGAGACGCGAAGAACCUCAUAGUAAAAGACUCAAACCUGAAUAUUCUCACUCCGAAUACCCUCCUGUCGGGCCGCGCCUGUGCGAAGAAUCCUGGAAAUUGGCAACCUACCCGACAGCAUAUCGCCAAACGUUAUCAUUUCGUACAAGCAGUCGUAAGCGAAUUCUGGGCCAAAUGGAUCGAGUUGUGUGCGCCAGCGUUAGUGACCAGAUACAAGUGGACCGAGCCCACUCGAAACCUCCGACCAGGAGAUAUCGUCCUCAUAGCUGACAAGAGUCCGAUAAAAGGAGAUUACCGUUUAGGAAUGAUCAACGAAGUAGUUGCUGGCAACGACGGAAAAGUGCGCCGAGCGUUGGUCAAAUACAAGAACUACAAAGUUGGUGAAAGAGAUCAUGAGUAUACAGGGAGAGAAGAAGUUGUUGUGUCUCGAAGUGUUCAUCGUUUAGCUCUUUUGGUGCCGGUGGAAUACGAUCAAGAAAAACAAGAGGAAGAUUAG